Malassezia vespertilionis is the source of this 1473-nucleotide messenger RNA. RefSeq names its product plasma membrane fusion protein prm1 (gene PRM1). The transcript is spliced from 3 exons. Gene Ontology annotation, cellular component: mating projection tip. NCBI's taxonomy places the organism in Eukaryota, Fungi, Basidiomycota, Malasseziomycetes, Malasseziales, Malasseziaceae. The record is from RefSeq and is a predicted model, not a curated record. The coding region runs from base 1 to 1473 and encodes 490 amino acids.
AUGGACCGUGCCGUUUCUGAGCUAGCAGCGAUUGUGCUGGGUGUAGCGUGGUAUACCUACCAUUGCAUUACAAGCAAGUUUGCGCAGCAAGCGACGCUUGUGCGCCUUGUUGACGAUGCACGCGCCAUUGUUUGUGCCGCGUGCCGCCACGGCGAAGAUGCGGUGGCGAGGCUGGAAAGUCUCCCUGCGCAAAUUGCAUGGAAGCAAAGAGAAGCUGUGUUGCGCGAUGCCGAGAUGCUUGUGCGCACCAUGGGGCGUGUGCUGGUAGCCAUUCUGUCCAUAUGCAGCGUGGUCAUCAACAUGCUGUGCUCUUCGUACCGCGCGCUCUUUCUUUGCACACUGCAGCUUGUCAUCCAGAGUAUCUUGUCUGUGCUAGAUGCAGCAACAAAAGCAGUCGCGGAUGGUGUACAAGCGGCCGGACACAUGCUGCAUGCCGUCCUUGGCGCUGCUUUCCACGCGGUCCAAGGCGCCGCCGAUCUCGGCGCGGAUGCUCUGAACGCGGUGUUCGGGUCGCUUGGCGUGCACAUUCCUGCCCAUGCGUGGACAGAGCCACACGCACUGCAGCUGCUCGAUAAUAUCACGGUGCCGCCUAACUUGGUGCACCCCUUUGCUUCGCUGCGCACGGCAUUGCCGUCCGUGGACGAGCUGCGCAGCAGUGCAGAGGAUGCGUUUGACUCGACACUGCGAGGCAUACAGGCGCAGAUAAAUCAGUCUAUGGUGCACUUUGCCAUGCCUGCUAAAGCGAUUCCGCCCGUGAACAGCACCAGCGCCAUGUGCGACGCAGUGCCAUGGGACAUGUUUCGUCGCGCAACGACCGUGAUUCGGCACGCAUCCAUCAUGCACGCCGUCUUGACUGGCGUGCUGAUGCUGGUGCUCCUGCUCGGGAGCAUGGCAAUGGCGUGGCGCUCGAUACGUACCGGCGCAUCCUGGCUCGUACACGUCGUCGUCUUUUUUUUCAUCCUGCAUUGGAUUUUGCUCGAGGUGCACAUCUACGUACUGCACAAAGUAGACGACGUGACAGCAAAGGCGGUGCACCUUGUCAACGAGACCAACGCCGAGCUUGCGCAUGCAGAACAGCAAGUAAAUACAAUGGUGCUUGGUCGUGUACACGAGGCAAUUCCCGGCGCGUUUGCCGUGCUUGACAGCGUGCUUGACUUGCUCACCGACACGGUCCACAACGUCUUUGGCGCCACGCCCAUCGAACAGCCCGCACAGCAAUUCGCCGCUUGCCUCCUGGGCAACAAACUACACGCAGCUGAAAAGUCACUCGAAGUUUUGCAGCGCGCAACGUUCGUGCAACUUCCCCGCAUGGAGGCGCCGGCAGAUUGGCUCGCACUCGACCGCGUGCUGGCGCCUAUUUCACUCGCAUGGCAAGCGCCGUGGGCGACCUUGUCGGGCAUGGUAGCCCGCGAGCUCGCACAGCUGCACAUCGAGCGGCUUGUGCUGUUGGGCACGCUGCUGCUUACCGCUUGA